AUUUCCAAUUACAUCGUUAUCUUGCAGGCGUUGCCGCUAACAACUUCCAAGCCAUGACCGUUUCGGUUACGCAAACAACGCAAGGAGGUUCCACCAUUACCUCCAUCACCAAACCGUGCACCGCUUCCAGCUGUUACGCUUCCACUCGUUCGGCUGCCAUGAUGGCACUCGCUUUGGGCCAUCGGCCGAGAAGUGCUGCAACAUCAGCAGCGGCAGCAGCAACAGCAACAACAGCUGCUACAACUACUGGAAACACCAACAACACCAACAAUAGCAACAACAAGAGCAUCAACGCAAACUCUAACACCAACUCCGAUUUUAGCCCACCACCACCAGUCGGUGUCACAAACAAAUCACCGAAUUCGGUGCAACGCAACGCCGGCAACAAUACGGACAACACGCGUUACACCACCGUUGCCGCUGUGCAUAUGAAUGGCGGCACUGGCGUUGGUGCUGGUUUUGGCAGUGGUGGCAGUGCUUCUAGCGGUUCGGACAAUGACGGCUUCAACACCUCGUCAUCUUCAUCGGCCACUGCGUUGCGUCGCUUUUAUUUCAAGAGUGGCCGUAAAUCAAAAAUGAACUCCACGGCUACCACUUCGAUGACCAGUAUACCGUUGAAUGCCGUUUCUACAGCAGCUGCUGCAUUCCACACGUCGAUAAGUGGCGGACUGCCACCAACAUCAGCUGCCGGCACUGCUGCAGUACCAAAGGUUGUCAUAAUGGGUUCCUCAUCAGCUUCCAUAACCGAUGCCAACAUCAAUACAUCAACGGAUUCAGCGUCGACGCUAGUGACAAGCGUAACACAUACAGACACAUCAGAAGCAUGCGAUUCACUGGAUUUGGGCGAUAAUUCGGGCCAGAGCGAACCGUUGUUCAGUUCGCUGGAAGAACCGUUGCUGACCGCCAUACAAAUCGACUCCGAGCAUGAAAAUGCCACCGAACUGGAAUUAACGAGUUGCAACAUGUACAAUCGACCGGAUAUGAGUGUGCAGGAUAGCACUGAGAGUCAGGAGUCAUCGCUGUCCAUUCUCACAAUUGAGCCAUCUUCAACCACACCGCUCCUUGCCUCGCAUCGUCGUCAACAGAGCAACAAAUGCGGCAUGUCUGCUCCACCCGCCGCCAAACUAACAACCUCCAACAACGCAGAACGACUGCCGAGUACAGCACCAGCGCCUAGCAGUGGCACCAAACAUUUUACUUUCGAUCCGCCAACAUCACCGAAGUCGGCGCGCACAACCGAAAAGUCACGCACACAUUUUAACUUCAAGGAACAGCAGCAGCAGCCGCAACAGCCACGCCGCGGCAGCAAUUGGGAAGACCAACGCAUCCACACAACCAAUUUCAUUGAGGACCGCAGUCCCACCGCCACGCGGCGGGAUAACUCACCGAGCCGCAGCAAAUAUCGAGCUUAUGCUGCACAACGGCAUGCAGCCGCAGCCGCUGCGGCACAAGCUUACUAUGAGCAGCACCACCUUGCCGACGACGAGGAAUCUCUGGAAGGCACGCGCAGCAAAAAAUCACGUUCACGUGAAGCCAGCAGCAACACGCGCCAACGCUACCCACCUGGCAGCAAUGGUGGUGCGGCGACCAGUCCAAAGCGCGAACAGCGCCGCUCGCCCUCCAGUUCAGCGCCACCCACCAUGAAGGAGGCGCACUUCUUUGCCAGCGGUGUGAUCAAAACCGCCAAGCAGCUGUCGCCUGCCUCGCAGCAGCGCAAGUAUUCCUCCAGCUCUUCGUCGGGUGGCAGUGAGCGCGGACGUGAGCGCACCAAAGAUUCAACCAUGUUCCCGUUUGAUCGUGAGGCCAUCGACUACGAUCGCAUACAACGCGAAUGCUUCGCUGUCGAUGAAAACUCAAGCUCAGCAACUACGACUAGCGACUCAGACGAUGCAGAGCCUUGUUCGGUGUAUGAGCGCAAGAUGUCCGUACACCACAUUUCGCCCAGUAAAACAGGUGACGCAUUUCAGCAAUACAAGCUGCUGGCACAGCACGAACAGGUGCAGCAGCCACUGGAGGCGCUGGUGGGUGGACCACCGUCACGCAAAAAUUCGAAGCGCAUCCGGCCCAGUUCCGUUAUCCAUGCGACAAUACGCGAAAUUCAGCCGUUUGUGCCGCAGACGGACGCAUUCUAUCCGCAGAAGGUCAAACAACAAUCGCCCAGCGAGUAUGCGGCGAUCGGUGUAGGCGGCAGCGGCGGUGGUCUAGGCAGUAGACAGCAUUCACCCAAAUCCAUUGGUGAGUUGAAUAAGUUCGAGGAGUUCGCCUCGAAAUUUGAGCAGAUUCCACCUAAACUACAGCCACAUGCCAAGACGACGGGUGGCAGUCCAUCCGGCAGCAACAAUAAUGCAGCGUUGAUUGGCAGCGCGCUGCAGGCGGCGCCGGUGUUGGCGACAAAUGGUAGUGGCAACAACAGCUGUGGCAUGACAGUGGGCCCCGUGGCGCCAACUACGAGCCCAACCGGGUCACUGCGCGGCAUGAUAUCGCCGCCGAUGCCAAAUCUACGUGUGGACUUUUUUGCCGAGUCACAAAUGAUGCAUCCGCGGAAGCGAUCGUCCAAAAAAAAAUCGUCAACAGUCAAAGCGGACCUUACCAACGCAACGCAUGACAUUUUGGAUGACAGCCAAAGGGGAGCUGGUGGUGGCGGCGUAAGCAUGAUGCUGCUAGCUGGAGCAGGCGGCGCUGGCGGUGGCGGUGGUGCUGGGCCCAUCAACGUCACUUCGAACCCAAUGGAUGUGGCGGUGUGUGCGCCACCGCGUGCCACCAUUGUCGUGCAACAACCGUCCUUGAGCUUAGACAACACCGUGGAAACGUUGCUUAUCAAGAAUGAAGGUGAUUUCAUCAGCGUAGAACAGGGCAAAGAGACCUUAACAGCAACUGGAGCAACUGGAGUAACCGCUACCGCCGGCACAAUACACACAUCGGCACACGCACGCAAGCGUAACUCGCAACAAUUGCAACAUCCACCACAUCACCCAGCGGGUGCACAUCAUCAACAUCAGUCAGCUUCGCAACAACAGCAACAGCAACAGCAACAACAACAACAACAACAACAGAAACGUGAUGAAAAUAUGCGGCAAUUUUAUGGUUCACCGCAUCAUAGCCGCUCACAGUCGGUAAAAACACCAGGCAGCCGUGCGUCAGGACGCCCCAAUCAGCUAUGUCUGCCACAACAACGUUCACGCGUCGCUUCAAUGCCAAAUACCGGCGUCGAGGAGGAGUACUAUAGACUGAGACAUUUUUCCAUCACAGGCAAAGGUGUUGUUAAUCGUGGAGAUUCUUUGAAGAGUCGACGCAGUCGUUCGAACAACAGUGUGGCGAGCUCAAAUUCUAGCACGGAGCACUUGACUGCCGCACAAUUACCAGCCCCAAAUUCGGCUCGCACAUCAGCCACCUGCAGUUUGGCGUCCAGCCGUGAGAGCAGCACAUCAAAUCCAGGCAGUGGACCAUACAGAGUCCUGAUGCUCGGCGGCCCAGCAGUGGGCAAAAGCUCUUUGGUCUCUCAAUUUAUGACUUCAGAGUAUUUACAUGCCUACGAUACAAGUAUUGAUGAUGAAUCUGGCGAAAAAUCUGUCUCAGUAUUGUUAAGUGGCGAGGAGUCCGAACUGAUUUUCAUCGAUCACGCUUACACAGAAAUGAAUCCUGAUGAUUGCCUAUCCAGUUAUGAUCCGCACGGUUAUUGCGUCAUUUAUUCAGCUGCCGACCGCAGCAGUUUCACUGUGGCCGAACAUGUAUUGCAGGUGCUGUGGACAAAUCAAAAUAUCGCGCAAAAGGCUGUCAUAUUAGUGGCGAAUAAGGCCGAUUUGGCGAGAAGUCGACUGGUGACAUCCGAUGAGGGCAAAGCCAUGGCCACCGCCUAUGAUUGCAAAUUCAUUGAAACCUCUGUGGGCAUAAAUCACAAUGUCGAUGAGCUGUUGGUGGGUUUGUUGUCGCAGAUACGUUUGAAAUUGGAAAAUCCGGAAAAAUCAAGGGAUCUAUUCCGUAAACGUUCGAUUCGUAAGUCUAAGCGUCGCGCCUGCUCACCACUCAGCGGCGCCUGCCUAACCGGCGGCACUAACCCCAACUCACCGCUGGGACCAAUGAAUAAUGUCAUUUCCGAUGCCAAUACACCGCCCGGCAGUGCACAAAGCAGCCCCCGCAAAUAUCGUGGCUCUCGCACAUCGACCAGCCUAAAAGUUAAGGGUCUUUUGGGACGUGUCUGGGCACGAGACUCCAAGUCGAAGAGUUGCGAAAAUCUACAUGUGCUGUAAGCAGUUAGCAGCUGUAUUUAAGCUUACAGCCAACUUACUCGCUGUUCAACGUGUGAAAGCUGCAUAUUUGUUUUGAAUGCGUGUGAAUAGAGAACUACAUACAUACAUAUGUACAUGAAGUGUAAGGAAAACAUUCGUGUCGAGAAAAACGUUGGAAUAAACUAACCAAAGAAAAAUAUUUGCCAUAUUUAUAAGCUGUUCUCACAUAAAGAACUGCGUACUAUAAGAAUUUAAGUGAAAUGUGUGUGAAAUAUGGAAAUGGUAUGCGACUAAAAAUACGAGUAUAAAGAAUGUAAGAGAAAAUGUUUCAUUUUUAUUCUGUAAAUAGUAGUAUUGUGUUUUUUUGUAUCUAAAUUAAGUAAAAAUUUCAUCUAUCAUUGUAUUACA
Rhagoletis pomonella (apple maggot) is the source of this 4634-nucleotide messenger RNA. RefSeq names its product serine-rich adhesin for platelets. The record is from RefSeq and is a predicted model, not a curated record. NCBI's taxonomy places the organism in Eukaryota, Metazoa, Arthropoda, Insecta, Diptera, Tephritidae. Gene Ontology annotation, molecular function: GTP binding; GTPase activity; calcium channel regulator activity. Gene Ontology annotation, cellular component: plasma membrane.